CGUAAAGUGGGAAACGGAAGCUUGUGUUAAAUCUAAUAGUUUUAACCAUUGUUCUAUAUUUUGAUAUGUAAAACACAGAAUUCAGUGAUUGUUAAAGAAUUCUCGCAGAAUUAAAUAUACGUUCUAGAAUUACCGUUAUUAAUUAUAUCAUUUGGGUUAUGAUGUUAUGGAAUUUGAAACUCGCAAAAGAUUAUUGUGUAUUUUUUUUACCGAAUACAGCUAUAAAUAUGACUACUCGGAUUACAUUUUAUCAACGUCUGUACACAUUAUCUGAAAAUGUGUGAUAUUGAUGGAUAGAAAAUACAGUACAAAAAUAUGUCAUUUAUGAAUGAUGAUAGAUACAAAAAAAUGGUUUCUAAAGAAAUCAUACAAACACCAUGUACGAUUGAAGAGAGUUCAACAGAGUUUAUGGUUCUACCUAAAUAUGAACACAUAGAAGAAACACUGGUUGUUGGUGAAGAAAUAGUUGUUGAUGAAAAUAUGGACAUAAAUCAACAAAUCUCUGAAGGAACUAUUUGUGAACCAAAAGAAUAUUUUGAAGCAAGUAUAGAAACAACAAUGCCUGUUGAAUAUGUUGACGAAUCUAUGUCAUUAUCAAGAAGUAAUAUAAAUAAACAAAAGUGGCUUCGAAAUCAUAGCUAUAAACAUGAAAUAUUGUUAUCAGAGACAGAGGAUAGCGACCCUGAAAUAGCUUAUAAUAAAAUAACAUGCGACGAUCAAUAUGGAGAUGAAGAAACAAUUGCUACAUUUGUAACUGCCGCUGGUCAACAACUAGCACUGUAUGCAGUUGAAGAUUCCGAUGAAAUUUUUGCUGUAGCAAUGUAUGAUGAAUCUGGUGAACCUCCAACAAAUUUUCAGUUUCUUAUGAAAGCAGAUGUUGAAAGAUUAAUAGGAGAAGGUGCUGUUAGAACUGUAAAGAAACCAACACAAAUAAAAAAACAAUUAUUGACUACACAACCACCAAUGUUUUUUCCCAAAUGUGAACAAGCAAAUCGCAUACCAUUCCAUAAUGAAAAUGGAAUUUUAUCAAGAGAAAUUCGAAGGAUACAAAAAGAAGAAAAUACAUGGGAAGAAAAUUCAACUUUGAUAGAAGAUUCUGAUUUGAAUUUAAAUGUAAAAGAAGUUCCUAACAUUAUGUAUUCAGCUGAUAACAAACAAACAGAUGUAGCAUACUUAAUGAUGGAUGAUUGUUCUGUAAAUAUGGAUAAUUCUGAAGAUUGUCAGGAAGACAACGAGAGUGAUAAUGAGAUUAUAGAACAAUCAACAGUACAGUAUAUUCUAUUUGAGGGUGAUCAAUCCGAUUCUGAACUAACAUUCGACGAAAUACAGGCUACUCUUAAAAAUUUUAAAACGGCCGAAUCGAAAUCAUCGAAAAAGCAACCAACUAAAAAAGGCAGUAGAAACCAUGAUAACUUCGCAAAUAUUAAAGAGAUCAAUUAUGAAAAUUCAUUGUCUCAGAACUCAAAUUCCAAUUUGUCUAAUCACAAUUCCAACACUUUAAUGGAGAGAAAGUUAAAUUUAAUAGAAAAUCAAGGAGAACUAGAAACACUAGCGGAAUCGACUAUGGAUGCAAUGUCGAAUACUACGAACUUAGAUCUAUCAAACGGUUCCAUUGAAUGUACAUCACCGAAAUCAACACAAAUGCAAUGUAAAACUAAAAGAUCUCGGAAACAACAAUUAAUUUUCGUGAAUCGUGAAGAUUCGGAAAUAAUUAUACAACCAGCGUCUCUUUUGUGUGAGGAAGAUAACAAUGUUAGGAAAAGGGGAAAACGAAAGAGAAGAGUUGUAGGUCAUUCUGGGUAUCGUCAAAGACAUAGCGACUCGAAAAGAUUAAAAAGGAUUAAACACAAAGAAGUUGAAAUUAUCGAAAUUGAUGUCGACGAAGAAGAAAGUAUACUGCAAUCUAAAAGGGAUGUUGUUGAGAUAACCAUAGAUGAUACUAAAGAUAAAUAUUCUAGCGAUAAAGAAAACGAAAUUAUCAUGGUAGGAGAUUCAGAUGAUGAAUCACAGCAGGCAAAUUCAAAAACAAUGUUACUGCAAUGUGAACAUUGUUCAAGGAACUUCAGGCAACAAAGAGCUUUAGAAACCCAUUUACGAGUUUGCUCAAAAUCACCAUCAAAUACAAUUCGGUUUGACGAACAGAAAGUAAAGCAUGCAAAUAGAUCAGGCGAAAAUACGAUUAAGAAACAAUAUGCUUGUAAAAUAUGUCAGACAAAAUUCGAUGUGGUGGUAGCUUUAGCUCGUCAUGUACGUUCAGAACAUUCACAACGGAAGAAACGUAGAUUUAGUGACUCGUCGGUUGAACAACCAUCCAUAAAAGUCGAAAAAAAGAAGGAGCCUGUAGAGCCAAAAAAGCAACUAACUAUGAUUAAAAAAAUUAAAAGAAAAAGGAGCCAACGACUAAAUUGUACCUGGGAAGUAAAAAAACUAAGUUGUUCUGAUUGUGGUAGAUGGUUUCCAAGUGCUGCUUUACUAAUGGCACAUUGUCUUCAACAUGGAACAAAAAAAUCUGAUCGGAUACAUAGGUGUCACGUGUGCCAGAAACUAAUAAAAUCUAGACUACGUUUUGUACAGCACUUAAAACAACAUGGAAAUAUACAAAAGAAUACAAAAUCAAUAGCAAAUAUUCAGAAAAAAUUACAUACUACAAGAUCAGUGACAAGCAAAAUUACUACACUGAGAAAGCGAGGACGACCACGAAAACUUUGAUUGCUUUAAAUAUUGAUAAAUGGCACUUUUACAAAGUGGUGAUAUGUAACAAAUAUUGCUACUAUAUUAUUUCCUUUAAUACGAAAUGUGUAUAAUAUCCGUACUUCUGAUAAAAAUUGGAAAUAUUUAUGUUUGUUGAAGAAAAGACUUAUUUUAAAACAUAUUUGAUGCUUAACUAAAUGUAUAUACUAUUUAAGUAUAUUCUGUACAUUAUGUAUCAUCUAACUUUAUGAUGUCAUAUUAACCUAUAGUUUGAUUUUAUUAUUAAAGGCUAGCUUCUCCUAAUUGAUAUUUUUCUUUGAUUGUGGAAUUAUUUGCAGAAUAAAAAUGUUGAAAUUUGAUCAUAUAAAAAUGAAAAAGAUACAGAAGCUUGUAGUGUUACAUCAACAGAACAUUUAAAGUAUGUUAGGUAAGUUAGCCUGUAAUUAUAAACUUAAGUGAUGUACAUUGGUUCUACUCUCAUACAUUGAAGACACUAUUACUGUAAAUAAAA
Hylaeus volcanicus is the source of this 3202-nucleotide messenger RNA. RefSeq names its product zinc finger protein 37 homolog. The transcript has 4 exons. The record is from RefSeq and is a predicted model, not a curated record. The coding region runs from base 316 to 2709 and encodes 797 amino acids. NCBI's taxonomy places the organism in Eukaryota, Metazoa, Arthropoda, Insecta, Hymenoptera, Colletidae. Gene Ontology annotation, cellular component: nucleus.